This is a messenger RNA of Fusarium proliferatum ET1, 1968 nucleotides long. RefSeq lists its product as uncharacterized. Lineage: Eukaryota; Fungi; Ascomycota; Sordariomycetes; Hypocreales; Nectriaceae. The transcript is spliced from 5 exons. The record is from RefSeq and is a predicted model, not a curated record. Gene Ontology annotation, biological process: transmembrane transport. Bases 1 to 1968 code for a protein of 655 amino acids. Gene Ontology annotation, cellular component: membrane. Gene Ontology annotation, molecular function: myo-inositol:proton symporter activity.
AUGCCUCUGCCAAGAGCCGACAGCGAGGCUCCGCCCGCCUACGACACGGAUCACAUUGGCCCCAACAACGACAGCUACCGCAACUCCAGCAGCAAUGGUACUUUCGUCAACGAUAAUGAUGGCGCCGGCUUUGGCCAGCGACGAGUCUCCAAGGCAACUCUUCUUCGCAAUCCUUUGGCUGGCAUGACUCGAGAAGAGAUCCUCGCCGAUGUUGACGCUUUUGUGGAGUCCAAGGGCCUCACGGAGCACCGCGAGGAUUUCCGAAAGGGAGCACUUGCUGCUCAAGUCAACAACACCCCCGGGGGCUUUGAGAAAAUCGAGAUGCUCUCCGAAGAUGAGAAGGCGAUCCUGAGAAAGGAAGAGACGUCUCGAUGGCAUCAGCCGUUUGCCUUGUACUUCCUUUGUACUCUCUGUGCUGGAUCGGCCAUUGUUCAGGGUAUGGAUCAGACCACCGUGAAUGGUGCGCAGGAAUUCUACUUUAAAGAAUUCAAAAUCGAGAGCGUAUGGAUGCAAGGGUUGACGAACGGUGCUCCUUACCUUUGCUCUGCCGUUGUCGGUUGCUGGACCAGUCCGAUUCUCAACAAGUACACCGGCCGCCGCGGAACCAUCUUUAUCUCUUGCGCCAUCUCUACGAUCACUGGAUUCUGGAUGUCUAUCACUACCUCUCUCUGGAAUUUCUUGUUUGCCCGUUUCAUGCUUGGUUUCGCUGUUGGCGCAAAGUCCAGCACAACACCCGUUUACUCUGCCGAAUCUACACCGAAGAACAUUCGUGGAGCCCUAACUAUGAUGUGGCAGAUGUGGACUGCUUUCGGUAUCGCCCUCGGCUUUAUCGUAUGCGUUGCCUUCCAAAACGUCACUAUAAUCGGCGGUCCGAACUCUCCAUGGCGAUGGAUGAUGGCUUCGACCUCUAUUCCCCCGCUGGUUGUCAUGCUCCAAGUGUAUUUUUGCCCCGAAUCUCCCCGCUGGUACAUGGAACGCGGUCGAUUUGACAAGGCCUUCCAAUCCGUCAGGAAGCUUCGCUUCUCGCCUGUCCAAGCUACUCGCGAUAUGUAUUACGCUUACAAAUUACUCGAGAUUGAGCGUGGGGAACGUGAAGGCCGGAAUCUUCUCAAGGAGUUUUUCACUGUACGCCGCAACAGACGUGCUGCUCAAAGUGCCUGGUUCUGCAUGUUCAUGCAGCAGUUCUGUGGCGUAAAUGUGAUCGCAUAUUACUCUACUUCAAUUUUCACCGAUGCCAACUACAGUCUUUCUGAGGCCCUGCUCGUCUCCAUGGGUGGCGGCAUCAUAAACUUCCUCUUCGCUAUUCCUGCAAUCUACACCAUUGAUACGUUUGGACGCAGAAACCUUCUUCUGGUUACCUUCCCUCUCAUGGCAGCGUGCCUCUUCUUCACUGGUGGAGUGUUCCAACUUCCCGACGAACCUCGUGACCCCAAGAUCGCCACUAUCACUCUGGGCCUUUAUCUCUUCAUGGCAGUCUAUUCUCCCGGCCUUGGACCAGUGCCUUUCACCUACAGCGCUGAAGCUUUCCCUCUCCACAUCAGAGACAUCGGUAUGGCUUCCAGUACAGCUAUCACCUGGGGCUUCAACUUCAUCAUCAGUCUCACCUGGCCAGCUCUACGAGACGCCUUCUCUAAUACUGGUGCCUUCGGUUGGUAUGGUGCUUGGAACAUAUUUGGUUGGAUCUUCUGCUACUUCCUCCUCCCUGAGACCAAGAACUUGACCCUUGAGGAGCUUGACAACGUUUUUGGUGUUUCCAACAGAGAGCAUGCUUCAUACUACUGGAGGAAGCUGCCCUGGUACCUCAAGAAGUACAUUUUACGCAAGGAUGUUCCUCCUUUCCCUCCACUGUAUGAGUUUGCUGCCAAUGACGGAAACUAUCCUCACGAGAAGCCUGAUGCCAGCCACAUUGAGGGCAACAACGCUGUUGGGGGUACUCAGGAUAAGGAACUCUUCCCUGGACCCCGAUGA